Messenger RNA from Thermothielavioides terrestris NRRL 8126, 2122 nucleotides. RefSeq lists its product as uncharacterized. The coding region runs from base 216 to 2111 and encodes 631 amino acids. NCBI's taxonomy places the organism in Eukaryota, Fungi, Ascomycota, Sordariomycetes, Sordariales, Chaetomiaceae. Gene Ontology annotation, biological process: DNA-templated transcription. Gene Ontology annotation, molecular function: single-stranded DNA binding. The transcript has 2 exons. Gene Ontology annotation, cellular component: RNA polymerase III complex. The record is from RefSeq and is a predicted model, not a curated record.
UGAGCAAAGACCAAGCCCGUCGCGGAGCUGUGCGCUCUGCUUGUCUACGAGCUGUAUGGCGAGCUCCCCUCGGUACGUGUGCUCGCUCGCCUAGAUGAGCGCUUCAGUCGCCAUGACUUGCGCCCGACUAACCCGAGGCCGAUAUGUAGAGAAUCUUUGCCGCCUUGCUCAGCAAAGGAAGAUCGACAUUACCGCAGCUCGUGCAGCACACCUCCAUGACGCCGCGCCAGCUCCGCCACGGUCUCGCCGUUCUCCAGCAGCACAACCUGCUGUUCUACCAUCUCGACCCCGGCGCCGAAUUCGCCACCUAUGAGGCGAAUGCUGAGCAUGCCUACAAUUUAGUUCGAACUGGCAAGAUUCUCGAGAUGAUUGACACCUCUUUCGGCCCUGCGGCCAAGGAUGUCAUGCAGAGCCUGCUUCUUGCGGGCCAGACGAGGAUCUCGGACCUGGUUGCCGCCUACCAGUCCAAGAUUGAGCAAGAAAACCAGGCGGCCGCUCUCAACGGCGCAAACGACGACCUCGCGCCCGAGGCGAACGGAGUCCACGGGGAUCAUCAGCCGCCCAAGAAGGCGGGUCCGUUGGUGAAGAGCGCUGCCCACCUGAACUCGAUCAUCUGCCGGCUUGUCGAGGCCGAAUUGAUCGAUGUCGUCCACGCGAAGACUUUCGAGAGCCCCUCCGACGUCCUAAAGAUCGUCGAGAAAGAGGUUAUGGACAAGCACUUCCCGUCCGGGGUCAAAGGGAACAAGGCAAAGAUCGAGCUACAGGAGAGGAUCGCCCAGGGCCUUCGCAAAGUUCGUGCCGAGUCCAAGUCGCUCAAGCGCAAGCUGGAGCAAAAUGGCUCGGCAGCGAAGAGACGGAGGCUAUUAACGGGGAUCGGCAUGACGAAUGGCGCGAACGGCUUCCACGACGAAGAUAUGGACCCUGCUUUGGAUCCGAAACAAGUCAUCCGGAUUAACUACGAGAAGUGCAUCGUCGAUUUGCGCAAUCGCCGCCUGGUCCAGUUCGUGACUGACAUGCUGGGAGAGACGACAGCAUACGUGUACGGUGUGCUUCUUAAGCUGCUCACUAAAGAUAUUUCCCGUUCCCGCCCGGACCCCGUAAUGGACGCUGGUGAAGACGAGGAAGAAGCCGACGCGAAAGGACCGGGGUUUGUCACAACUGAGCAAAUUCUCGACAACCUCAAGACAUCUAUCGACCUUUCUCUGGGAAUCGGCAAAGCAGAUAAGCGACAAAUCUCUUUGAGAGCUGCCGAGAAGAUCGAGCAGUUCGCCCCGAAAAGCAAAGCGUUGGUUGAGGAAGCGGCGGUCGAUGGCGAAGCUAGCGAGGACGAGGACGAAGACGAAGACGACUCCGAGGAGGAGUCCGACUACGACGCCGAUUACAAACCUCCGGCUGCGAACGGAACGAAUGGCGUGAAGGGCGUAAACGGCGUCAACGGCGCUGCCGUCAAGUUUGACGAGUCGGCGACCCUAAAGGAGCGGCGGCUGGACCGACCUACCCAACUCCGACAGCACCUUCUCCUCCUUUCCGAGAGCAGGCAGCGCUUCGUCCGGCAUUGCGGGCCGGACGAAUGGACAGUCGACUUCAUCCCUCUGAUGAAGGCGCUGAGGGAGGCCGAGCUCGACUCGGUAAUUGAGCAGACCUCGGGCCGGCAGGGUCUCCGCCUCGUGCGCAUCCUCCGCGCGAAGGGCAAGCUCGACGAGAAGGCGCUGCCCAACGUGGCGCUCAUGCGCAAGCCGGAGCUGCAGCAGAAGAUGCUGGAGCUCCAGACGGCGGGCUUCGUCGACGUGCAGGAAGUCCCGCGCGACGUCAAGGCGGACGUUAAGAAAUCGUUCUUCCUGUGGUUCUGCGAUGUCGACCGCUCGCUGGAGCGGCUGCUCGACACCAGCUACAAGACGAUGGUGCACUGCAUCCAGGUGCUGGAAGCGCUGCGCGAAAAGGAGAGAGAUGUGCUCGAGACGACCAAGCGCACCGACGUCAGGGGGCGGGAGAAGGACACGAUGCGCAAGGAGUACUACGAGCGGUAUGCACGGUUCCUCGAAUGCGAGAGGAAGCUCUUCGCGCAGGUCUCCAGGGUGGAUGAUCUCGUCGCGGUGCUGCGGGAUUUCUAGAGCGGCCCUGC